AAUAUAUAUAGGCCUAUUUGAGGUGCAUUGUGUUACGGCCAGAAGAUGUAAAUGUAUGUGUGCACAAUGAUUUUGUGAACCCAUCAUCGUAAUGCAUAAAAUAUAACGGACAUUUGCGUAUUAUUUGGAUCUUUUAAUGAAGUUAGUUAUGUUGAAUUACACGUAGAGUACAGUUGAACAUAACCUGUCAUAAAAUUAUAGACAUCGUUAUAUGAGGGAUUCACCGCUAGAGGCCGCCAGUGUCCACAUUAUGAACACCUCGGGAGUCUCCAUGGGAACAUCACCUGUUAAAACAAUGGCUCAGAAGUCGGUUAUUAGAGCAAUUCGAGGAAAUGGAAAGUCUUUUGAUUUAUCUGGUAAAGCGAUCACCAGCGUGCCAACAUCGAUUUCGGAAAUUCAAAAUCUGUGUGUCCUACGUCUACAGAAUAACUUGAUUAGAGCCCUGCCCGAAGAGCUGACGUCCCUAUAUAAUGUGAGUUAUAACGUUAAUACUUCAAAUAGACACUGGAAAACGGUUAUAUUUCUGAACUUAAAUACAAUGUAUCCCUCAUUACAUAUUGUCUUCAAGCUGACUGAACUCCAUUUGAGUAACAAUGCCUUCGGAGAGAUCCCGUCGGUUUUGGGCCACAUUAAGUGGUUGAAGAAGCUGUAUAUGUCUGGUAACCGAAUCACGGCCCUGUCACCACUAGUCUGUGCUGGUUUGGGAAAUCUUGUUGUCCUCAAUCUGAACCACAACAAGAUUCAACAUCUUCCGCCUGAGAUUAAAAGUUUGGCUAAACUUGAGCGUCUCACCAUGACUGACAACAAACUGGAAGCUCUUCCUCCAGAGUUUGGACAGCUCUCUAACCUGAUCCAACUGAACCUGAGCAGAAACCACUUGUCAUGGCUCCCUGGGGAGCUGUACAGCUGCAGAGAGCUCACUAGGUUGUAUGUGGCCAGAAACCAAAUAACGGUUCUUCCAGAGGGUAUCAGGGCAUUAGCAAAACUGAAGACUCUAGACGUUGCUGGAAAUAAACUGUCCAUGUUCCCUGUUGAGUUUCAUAUGCUGCCUCUGCAAGAACUUUAUUGUGAAGGGAACCAAUUUGUCCAGCAACUACCAAUAACUUCUGUGCAGAUUAAAACCGUUUUUUCAUUAAAGGAGCUGGCCGCUAGAUUGGUGCUGUUGGAGGACAGAAACAAGCAUUCAAAGGUCCAUAGGGCCCUUCCUCUCUACCCCUGCCUGGAGGCUAUAUUAGCUGGCUGGGGCCACUGCCCUCUCUGCCUGGGCCCCAUCCUCAACUUCUGGUUAGAGUGUGUGCACUUUCUCCGUGUAAAAAAGGGCAUGAAAAUGAGUGUGCGGACCGUUCCGGUGAGAGCUGUACUAUGUUCCUACGAGUGCUUCAACAGGGAAGGCCACUCCUUCUAUGGCGUCUCUUUGCAUAGUGAUGGGCUCAAUUAAAAGGUAAUGAGCGUCAAGGUUAGUUUGUAUAGUCCCAUCAUUUCUAGUAUAUCCUCGUAAAUUAGUUUAUUUGCAAAGACUUGAUACACUUGGUGAGGAAUGUGACUAAAUUAUGUUAUGACAUUAUUAUUAAUUCACAAAAAUGUAUGCAUUAUUAACAAUUACCAAUUGAAAUACUGAGACUAAGGAACAUUGUUUUAUGAUUUCAGAACUUAUGCCAUCCUAUGCAAAGAUGGUCACUAGAGGGCAGUAGAUAACCACCACAGCACGUCUGAAAACAACAUAGAAUGUAUAUGAGCAAUAAUACAGCAUGUACAACACAAAUUGAUCACCUAAUAUCAGUUUUUAGUUUUGUAUAAUUGCCUUUUUAUUUGGGCAAUGACUAUUUUUGUAAAAAUAAAUCAAUAAUUAAAAAUGAAAACUAUUAAUUUAUAUUUGGUUGUGAUUUGUUGUAGAAAAGUUAAAUUGGGGCUUAGUAGCACCCAACAAUGAAUAGCUACUAUUUUAUUUUCAUUAUAAUGGCCUGGUUGGACCUAUUGCAAAAAGUGACCUAUUGCAAAAAAAAGGGCUGAAUUAAAACAAAUAGUUUUCAUCAUGGUCCUAGAAUAGUCAAACCAUUCAUCAAAACGAAAUAUAAUGUAUUGGUCCUAAUGUGUGUGCGUCUGAAGGGACCCCUGUACUGAUCUACCUCCACAGAGGUCCCAGAGAUUCAAAAGCCCUCUAUCCAGAGAUAGGAGCAUCUGUUCAACCUGCCAAUGAGAGAGAGAGACAUAGCAAGAGGAAGAAGGAGAGAGAGAGGAACGGGGCGAGACAGAGAGAGAGAGAGACAUAGGGAGAGGGAGAUGGAGAAAGAGAGGGAGAGAAAAGUGAAAGAGAGAGAGAGAGGGAGGGUGUGUGUCUGUGUGCGUGGAUGGGUGAGGUGGAAGGGAGGAAUGAAGAACGGGAGGGAGAGGCGGUGAGGGAGGGUGAGAGAGUGAGGAAGGGAGGCAGAGGGAGGAAACAAGGAAGAGAGGGAGAGAACUUCAUUUCAGCAAAUUAAUUUCCUAUCCACGCCUCUAGAGCUUGCGAAGCUUCGUUCCGUAGCCGUGGCCAUGGCCGCCGCAGAGCGCCGGAGCCUCAUGCAUUAUGCAUCAGGUUUAAUUGCAAACCCAGAAACUAAUGACUUUGGACUGGUUAACAGCAGGGGAUCCAUACAUCUCAGGCAAACUGAAUGAAAAGUCUGCUUGGAGGAGAGAGGGAGUGAGAGAGAGAGAGAAGGGGAGGGAGAAAGGGAUUGAAAAGAGAGACCGGGCCCUAAUUGAUGAAUAAUUGAAGCGGCAAGCUACAGGGCAUAAUUGUGACAUUUUGUUUCAAUCAAUUUCCAAGUGAUGUGGGCGAAAGAGCACUUAGAGCGAGCGGUGGUGACAAUGAGCGAGACGGAGAGGAGGAGAGACAGAGCUUAGGCCUUGAUGGACAUGGUCAUCAGGUCCUCAGUCACAGUAAAGACACGUUCUGGGGGGGGGGGGGGGCUGGGGAGACAUCGAACCAGGUACAAAGAAAGGCACUCUGUUCCUUCCUCUCUCCUAUCCUUACUCGGGUUUCCAUAUUUCUUUAGAUGAUGUAGAUUAAACUCCCUGUAGCGAACUUGUUCAUUCCGUGCUUAAGUCUGGCAUUCAUCCAUUUGUUAUUUGUAUAUUUUUUAUAUAUUUUUUUUUAUAAAGAUGUCCAACAUAAUAUGUUUUAAACUACCAAAAGAUAUGCGAUUUGGCUGGACUUCAGUUGUCUGUAGAACUGAAUAAUGGCUGCAAGGGCAAGGUGAGACCCAGAGCAGACAGACAGUGGCGGUUGAGACAUGGUUAUCAUUAAGAGAAUGAGGGAUAUUUAAUGCUUGUGGUAAAUACGUUAAGUGUAUGGAUGCACAUCUGUAUACUGUAACUGUCCAAUACACUAAUUCAUUUGACAUGUUUAAUCCCCUUGAUCACCGAAAAGGUAUCUUCAUUAUUUAAUUUUGAGAUGUGUUCAGGUCUUUCAAAUCCAACUUGACAAGGUCACACAUCAUCUAAGCAUUAGCGGUAUGCUGCGUAUGAAAAAGUGUAUAAUGUAUACUAGUAUAUACUAUUAAGACAUUUAGAUUUCUUUAAAUGGACUUACAGUUGAUUAUUUCCUCAAAAGUCUUGAUUUUAUUACAUAGUUUAAUCAAUAUGAUUAAUUGAUUGUUAACUGAUGAUGAUAACUUCGCCUUUCACCUCCAUGCCCAUUUAGAAAUCUAAUACAUCUUUUAUGAUAAUUUUCAUUAGUAUACGCUACUUGUGGCCCUCCUAUGAUGGCGCAAUUUGAUUGUGUUUGCUAUCUCGGGAUAUUGGGCAAUAUCCCAUGAUUGAGAUCUUAAACUCGGGAUAUUGGGCAAUAUCCCAUGAUUGAGAUCUCAAACUCUAGAUAUUGUUUUCAUCUCAAAAUAUAUAAUAAUAAAUCGCUUAUAAAAACAAAUAAAUCCCGGCAGAAAGUGUUAUCUUGUUUAUUUUUGGAGUGCUCACGUGUUAUAUAUUCAAAAACAAUUAUUCACCACAGCCUCCGUGAAUAGUGGGGAAUAGCACCCUCGACCUUCUGUCUCGGGGGCUGGUCCCCGAUAUUCACUAAUUAUGAUCAUUUGUUCAGAACUCAUCUGCUUCCGUUUUUGAAAUAAUGCAUUUUAUCACAGAUUGAUGACUGCUUCCUGUCUGUCUGUGGCAAUAUGACAAAAAAUGACCUAAGCUGGAACUAUGGCAGCAAGGCAAGUUGUUUCUAUUUAUUCAAACUAUUCAUACAUCAAUGUUUCUGAACAGAGAAACAUUCUACGUACA
This is a messenger RNA of Gadus macrocephalus (Pacific cod), 4257 nucleotides long. It is a transcript of the gene lrrc69, whose product is annotated as leucine rich repeat containing 69. NCBI's taxonomy places the organism in Eukaryota, Metazoa, Chordata, Actinopteri, Gadiformes, Gadidae. The record is from RefSeq and is a predicted model, not a curated record. The coding region runs from base 212 to 1438 and encodes 408 amino acids. The transcript has 7 exons. Gene Ontology annotation, molecular function: protein binding.